Messenger RNA from Bombyx mandarina (wild silkworm), 1647 nucleotides. RefSeq lists its product as uncharacterized. NCBI's taxonomy places the organism in Eukaryota, Metazoa, Arthropoda, Insecta, Lepidoptera, Bombycidae. The record is from RefSeq and is a predicted model, not a curated record.
GCGAUGACCAUGAAACUACACGCGGCCCUGUUGCUAACUACAUUCGUGCUCGCCGCACGCGCAGCCUCCAUCCCGGACAAGGUCCCCGAGGCCGAAGAUAAACCUUUAAAUGUCGUUGAGAACUUAUCUAGUGAGCAGGAGCUCAUCGACCAGGCUAAUACGAUUAAGGACAUCGAUAACAGUCUCCGCGCGAACAAAAAAGAAGUCGUCGACAUCCCCGUUAAAGUUAUCGUUGAAGAAAUCAAACCGUCGUUGAAGAGUGAUUUAGAAAACGUUGAAGUGCCGGAUGAAGAUGAGGAAAUCAAGAGGCCUCUAGUCGAUUUAAGAAAUCCCGGGCCCCCGCAGCAUCAAGAGCACGAAACACAGAAUCCUGAACACCACGAAGAUGCUGAAAAAAUCGUUUCUUCCGUCAAAAAUGACAUUAACACAGCGGAAAUCGCUCUUCGUCAAGGCUUCCAGGAAGUGUCAGACGGUAUUGGAAAAUGGUACGCUCGUACCGAGCAAAUUAACGAGCUCCAGGCCAGCUUGCAACAUUUUCAAGAAAAUUUCGGCGCUCAGAUACAAAAGUUGAAUGAAACGCUACAUUUUAUUAAACCAGCUGACGCCAUCGCGGCCCCUUCUGUCGAGGAAACGCAAAAUAAAGCUUCUUUUGAAACAAUCGAAUCGGGUCUCAAGUCUUUAGAGACAAAUUUCAAUAGCGGUCUUAAUCAGUUAUCUGAAGGUAUUCAAAUUGUUGCUACGUUCAAAGCCGACGGAGAGGCUGCAGCUGAAAGUUCCAGUACCGCCCCUGCUCAAAGCACAACAGCUUCUACAGGAACAAGCACCAGUGGCCCUACAAAUCCUUUAAUUCAAAUGGUGACCAACCUCCAGAAUUCAUUCCUGUCCGGAAUGGCUAAUCUCACUCAAGCAAUCAACAACUGGAACUCGAACCAAGCAUGGAGUGUUCCAAAUAUUUUUGGCGGAGCUAACACUGCAGCCCCUCAGUCAGAUGUUCAAGGCGACGCAACCACCACAACGCAGAGACCUGCGCCGUGGCAAAAUCUGCCGUCGCAAAUAAGCAACUUUUUUAAUCCCCAGGGACAAAACAGUAACCAACAAAACCAGAGCGGUCAACAGUCGCAGGUGCCUUCUGGUCUCUUUUCUGGUGUACAAAAUUUUCCAUUUAACUUCCUAAACCUCUUACAACCAAAUAGGCCUGGUGCUCAGUCUACUGAGAAACCCGCUGAAGCGACCAGUACGACCGGAGUCGCGAGUGCCGCUCCAGACAUUGCGAAACCAUCUGAGUCAAAUCCGCCCACUGAAACAAAACCAGAACAACCCGCAGCCGGGCCAUUAAAACAAAUUUUCGAGAACAGCCCAGUUCUGCAAGGCAUCGCAGGAGCAGUUAAAAAGAUCCAAACAACAGUCAAUAAUCCAGUGAAGCCAAGAGAUUCUGAAGUGGUUGAAGAGACUAAAUCUGAGCAAGAGAAGGGAGGCGUCAUUUUGUUGCCAGUACACGGUCACGGCGGUCACGGUGGAAAUGGUGGGGAUAAUAACAACGUCAGUGACGGGUUGAAAGCGGAAGCCGAAGAAAUCAAGGUAUCCACAGAAGGAAAACAGGAAGAGGUAAAAGAGAAAGAAAUAAUAGUAGAAAACAAGACUGAAUGA